GACCUGCCUGCUCUUGCCAGCUACAAAACUACUCUCGCUAGUUGUGUACGGGAUUACAUAAAGAUCGGUGCAGCUAAACCUGACGUCGACAUCUAAAAUCGGCAGUUGCUGCUGUUGAUCUAGCUGGCCCUGCGAAUGAUGGAAGUGCUGCCAAGUGACGUUUUCGCAAGCUGUCAAUAGUGGAAAAUAGUGUCGUUCUUUGUGUGAUUCGCAAUUUGCCCGUAAACAAGUCGCAGUAGGCCGUUUUGUUAGCAUCCCUUUGUGGAUUAGUGUUUAUCGGAAUUUGCCAGGAUGGUGGUGACAGUUUCGGAUUUUCCGCCGCGCAGCAACUGCAGCUCCUCUAAACCAACAAAGAUGGCCCCGAACGCAACGGUAGAGGCCACGGGCGUCCUGAACGAGGUUGACGCCGAAACCAUCGACGGUGGACUGUCCAAGGACAUCACUACGCUAAAGCGCGCCGAAAAGCGCAAAAUCAAGCUGGUGUGGCGGAACGUGAUCGCGUUCGGUUACCUGCACCUGGCCGCCGUGUACGGCCUGUGGCUCCUGCUGACCUCGGCCCGGCUCUACACCGUCGCAUUCGCCUUCGUCCUGUACGUCGUAUCCGGACUCGGCAUCACCGCCGGCGCCCACCGGCUCUGGGCCCACCGCUCGUACAAGGCCAAGCUGCCGCUGCGGAUCAUCCUGGCGGUGUUCAACACGAUCGCCUUCCAGGACUGCGCCAUGCACUGGGCCCGGGACCACCGCGUGCACCACAAGUACUCGGAGACGGACGCUGACCCGCACAACGCGACGCGCGGCUUCUUCUUCUCGCACAUCGGCUGGCUGCUGUGCCGGAAGCACCCGGAGGUGAUUGCCAAGGGUCGCCAGCUGGACAUUGCCGACCUGCAGGCUGACCCCGUGCUGCGGUUCCAAAAGAAAUACUACAUGCUCCUCAUGCCUGUGGCCUGCUUCAUCCUGCCGACCGUGACGCCCGUCUACUUCUGGGGCGAGACCUGGACCAACGCGUGGUUCGUCGCGACCCUGUUCCGCUGGACGUUCAUCCUGAACGCGACCUGGCUGGUGAACAGCGCCGCCCACAAGUGGGGCGACCGGCCGUACGACAAGACCAUCAACCCGUCGGAGAACAAGACCGUGGCGUCGUUCGCGUUCGGCGAGGGCUGGCACAACUACCACCACGUGUUCCCCUGGGACUACAAGACGGCCGAGCUCGGCAACUACCGGAUGAACAUGACGACGGCGUUUAUCGACUUUUUCUCGUACAUUGGCUGGGCGUACGACCUCAAGACCGUCUCGAACGAGAUCAUCGAGAAGCGGGUGAAGCGAACCGGCGACGGCUCCCACAACACGUGGGGCUGGGGCGACAAGGACCAGGACAAGGACGAGAUCGCCCACGCCAAGAUCAUCAACCGGAAGGAGGAAUAAGCGGGGGGCGGAUGUGCGUGCCCCUUACAUGAAGAUUCACACACACACAGACAUACACACAUUUACACGCCUACAUAAGAGCGAGAGCAUGAUGAGCGAGAGAGAGGGAGAGAGUGAGAGAUCGAGUGAGAGAAAUUGAGAGAGAAAGGAUGAGCAACACUUUCACACGCACCAACCCCCUCACAGUAACAAAUUAUUAUUCUGUAGAGAAGCUUAAGUGAUCAUUUUUUCGUCGUCUUACACACUUUUAUUUGAGGUUUAAGCAAGUUGCGCGAGCUCCCUCACGGAAGAAAUCACGGAGGUUUUUUUCGGUAAUGUUUUAAGAAAAUAACAAGAGAAAAAGAGAAAGGGAGAGAGAGGGAGAGCCACACAAAUCAAACACAUUGAUUAACAAUUGGCAUAAUGAAUUUAAUGAAUCGAUGUCGGAACAUAAACUGACGAAAAAAUCUAUAAAUCUGUGUAACUGUUUGAAACAGUAAAAAAUUUAAAAAAUAAAGCAGCAGAAAUGUUACUACUGUUAUAAAACAAAAGAGAGAGAAAGCACCAGAUAUUCUAUUCCCCGUUGAAAUUUGUCGCGUUUCAGUUGAAGUUUUAGUUCAAUUUGAGGUAGAUGAAAAACAACCAGAGCAAACGCAUUCAGGGCACUUUACUCUAAAAAGAGAGAGAGAGAAAAAAAAACUCGUAAAAUCUAACGCUCCGUACUGCCGAGGAGCACUUUUGCUAAACUAUUUCUAUAACGGUGGAAAGAAAGAAAAAAAAACACAUCAAUGUGAGGGUUUUGAAGGGGUAGAAACUUUAGUUACUUUUAAUCUGCCGCAAACUUUUUGAUUUUACGCAAAAUUUGAAAGUCUACAGCCUUUUAAAAGUAAAAGAAAAAAAUCUUUACUUUAUCCAACCUAAUCCAAGCAAAUAACCGAUUAGUUUUAAAGUUUGUAUAAUUUAUUUGCGGGGGAAUAAAGGUGAGAUUUUGCGCGCUUGUCAAUGGAGAGCCCAAGAACUUAGCUAAAAACAAAUAAAAAAGGGGAGGCGGACACUCGCAAUGAGGUCCGAAAAACGCUGUGAAAAUUGAAUCGUAAGACAAAAAGAAGAAACACACACACAUUAAUACUAGGAAGAGAGACGCUCGGGAAGUGUCGAUCAAAUCACCUUAAGGAGAAGAAAGUUGAAGAAAAUGCUGGAAAACACAUUGUAAA
This is a messenger RNA of Culex pipiens pallens (northern house mosquito), 2615 nucleotides long. RefSeq names its product acyl-CoA Delta-9 desaturase. Lineage: Eukaryota; Metazoa; Arthropoda; Insecta; Diptera; Culicidae. The transcript has 5 exons. The coding region runs from base 292 to 1422 and encodes 376 amino acids. Gene Ontology annotation, molecular function: iron ion binding; stearoyl-CoA 9-desaturase activity. Gene Ontology annotation, cellular component: endoplasmic reticulum membrane. Gene Ontology annotation, biological process: unsaturated fatty acid biosynthetic process. The record is from RefSeq and is a predicted model, not a curated record.